Molecule: messenger RNA, 1542 nt
Organism: Camelina sativa (false flax)
Lineage: Eukaryota; Viridiplantae; Streptophyta; Magnoliopsida; Brassicales; Brassicaceae
Product: FBD-associated F-box protein At1g61320-like
Source: RefSeq, a predicted model, not a curated record
AUGGAAAAAAUGAAAUCUCAAAUCCAUAGCUUCUACUUCCAAAAGAUAAGAGAAAUGGAAGGAUCCUCAAAUAAGAUCACAAAACUUACUCAGACAAUUCCUGACGAUCUGGUGGAGCACAUCAUCUCCAUGUAUCUUCCAGUGCAAUCUCUUUUACGAAAUCGUACUCUGUCCAAAAGAUUUGUGAAUACAGCUAUACAAUCUCGUGACUUCGACUUCAGUGGAAUAUAUUCUAGAAGACGUCGUCGUAGUCAGUCAGAGGUUGUGAGCAUCAUCGAGAAAGUAUUCAAUGAAUACAAAGGAUCGGAGAUUGACAGGUUAGUUUUGGUUAUCAAUCAUCUUGGUGUAGAAGAUAAAGUCAUCUCGUGGAUCAAUACAUGUCUUGAUAAAAACAUCAAAGAUAUCGCCCUAGAUUUCUCCAAAUCCAAAAAAGUUAUGGAGAUCCCGAUCAACUUCUCGGAUUUGGAGAGUCUACAAGAUUUGAAGCUGCGCUCAUGUAAAUUUGAGAUACCUGACAACACUCCAAAAGGUUUAAGGCUCUUGAGGAUGCUCUCACUUAUGCGGUGUGAGGUGAAGAAAGAGACGAUAGUUGCAAUUUUCAGCAACUGCUUCCACCUCGAGUCGUUGGAACUAACCGAAUGCCGGAUGGAUGGUAUGUUGAGCAUCCAGGCUAAGGAUCACAAGAAAUUCAAGUCGCUUGUUUUGUCUUCUAUGCGAGGGCUUUGGAACAUCCAUUUGGAUGCACCCUCUUUAGAAAUCUACAAAUACAAUGGAUAUGUCAUUCCAUUUAACUUUGAGAGAACAUAUGCACUUAAAGACGUAAACCUCCAUUACAAUCGGAACUUUAGUCCGAGUUAUUACGAUAGAAGUUUCUUUGUGGUUAUUAACAUGAGGUUCUUUAUAAACGUUUCUGUCCUCGCAGCAACAACAAUCUUUCUUGAGGCUCUCACCUAUAAACACGUAGGAGGAGGAAAACUGAAAAAGCUGCCUUUCAGGUUUGAGAACUUAACAAAAUUAAAGAUAACCUUUAAAGCUCCUACGUUUUGCACUCUUUUCGACAUUGCUGAAUUCCUCAAAGAAUGCCCUAGACUCGAAGGAGUUGUGAUCGAUAUUCACAAUUUCACCUUCGCACCUCAUUUGCCUUUCUGGGAGAUGGAUCAUAAGGAUGAAAUCCAGAGUAACUUGAACAACAAGUACCGUUUGGGGUUUCUCAAGAAAGUCAAGAUUUUCGGAUAUAAAGGCUACCCGCAUGAGCUUGAUAUCAUGGAGUUCUUUGCCAAGAACGCACCAUCUCUAGUGAAGUUCAAGUUGGUGAUAGCUAAAAAAGAGAAGAUCAAUGCUUGCGUACCAGAUUAUGCAAGAUUAAAUUUUAUCAAUAGCAUAUUUCCUGGGAUCAGAGUUACUGAAGCUUGAACUCAGGUUGUUCCGGAACAAACUAUCGUAGCUCUUUUGAUGUGUUUGAAACAUCACAGUUCUCAGAUACAAUUUGUUUUUCUUUUCUUAUGGUCUUCUCUCUGAUUUGAACUGGCUUUGUUUCUUUAU